Molecule: messenger RNA, 4701 nt
Organism: Hermetia illucens (black soldier fly)
Lineage: Eukaryota; Metazoa; Arthropoda; Insecta; Diptera; Stratiomyidae
Gene: slgA
Product: proline dehydrogenase 1, mitochondrial
Exons: 12
Coding region: 986-3040 (684 amino acids)
Cellular component (GO): mitochondrion
Molecular function (GO): proline dehydrogenase activity; FAD binding
Source: RefSeq, a predicted model, not a curated record
AUCUUUCUCCCAGUCUGUCGAAAGCUCUCGGAACACAAGCGUACGGGGAACGAGUAAUAUUUCUAGAGCCCAGAAAAAAAAAAUCGGAGAAAAACUGUACUUACUCAGGAAUAGGAUACUUUUAAUAGAUUCUGUGUCAGAAACGUGGAAAACCAACUGAUUGAUUUUGCGGCGUGAAACAGUGCCAAUUCGCGGUCGUCGAGGCAUCCAGCCCAGAGGGUGUUCUUUUUUGCGAAAGCUCCCAGCGCUCCCGAAAUAUUUUUGCCUUCAAUUCACCAGCCUUCGACGUCGAUUUUCCCUUUUCGUAGCGCUCAAGUGCUGAUUCGAAUUUCCCAACUGUUCAAUUACUGCCGUCGUCCUUUUUCGAAUCGCAGUAAAAAUCGAUUUGGUAAUAUAUUUUCCGUGAGUUUCCUGCAUGCAUAUUGCGUGAACAACCGGAAGGGAUACUUACAUAACCCUCGGGAAAAUUCAGUGCGGAAAACGACGGUAACGAAAGGAAGGAAUUCCGAAAAGAAAAAAGGCGGGGAAAUCGAUUUAGGAGGCCUGUCAACUGGGGAAACUGGGGGUGUGCGCGUUCGUGUCAGUUUGAUUCGGUUACACGUUUUGGAUUCGGAAAAUUUUCGAUUUCCGUGCUCCUUUUUCCACAUUCCGUUUUUCGUCAGAUUUUCAUUGUCUCGUGCUGCUGUGCCUUUCGACAGGAAUCAAGUCGACUUGUGUCACUUUUCCUGUCAGGGAGGCUUUCCAUUCGCAACCGGGCGUUGAGUAGGGAAAAAUCUUUAGUUUUCCACUUUCGCUUGCGGGUGAAAGGAAAUUACACGAAAGUUCGGACUAGGCGUGAAGAUACGUAAUACCGUUACCUGAUAUUAGUGUAAAUUACAGGAGCCAGCGGAGUUUCAGGCAGAAAGUUGAAAAUUUAAAUUGAACAAGGAAGCGUUGGGAUAAGCAAGCAUCGAUUUAUAUUCGGAUUCGCCAUCAAAGUCGUGUAAUGGCGUUUUUGCGUUCGAUUUGCCAUCACCGAGUGAAUUUUGUUUACAGAAGUGCAAAUUCUGCAGCCGGACCGUGGACAGCAUCCCCCUUAGGCGCAACACCAGCCGCGAGGAAAUUCAGUUUCAACAGCACAUCGCGUCGCAAUCAAGGAUUCAACCGGCAUUCGUUCGAGCACCAGCUUUUCCAGAACCUUCGCAGGGAUGAGCAUUUUCUGCGGUUCGUAGGUGUCAGGCAGCGAUCAGAAACUAUUGCUGCAGCCACCUCCAGCACAAUUGCAAGCCACCGCAAAAAGAGCGAAUCCAUUGACCCUAAUAUCCCGGUCAAGCCACAGCGCGACCCCCUCGAUGUCAGCUUCAACGACCCUGUGGCGGCGUUCAAGAGUAAAACAACAUGGGAACUGUUUCGGGCCUAUUUCGUUUACCUGAUGUGCUCCAGCGAGAAGAUCGUCGAGAACAACAUGACGAUAAUGAAAUGGACAAAGGCUGUUCUUGGUAGAAGGCUAUUUAGUUUAUUAAUGCAGUCUACAUUUUAUGGACAUUUUGUAGCAGGAGAGGACCGUUACAAGAUUGUCCCUUCAUUGGAGAGGUUGCGAUCGUUUGGUGUGAAACCAAUCCUAGAUUAUUCCGUAGAAGAGGAUCUGUCUCAAGAGGAAGCUGAGAAGCGCGAAGUUGAAUCUUCUGUUUCGAGUGUCGGUGACAAUACUGCAGCUGAAGGAACCCUACCACAAUACCAUGUGGACAAAUCCUUCGCCGAUAGACGAUACAAAGUUAGCAGUGCAAGGACGUAUUUCUACCUAAAUGAGGCUACAUGCGAACGAAACAUGGAAACAUUCAUUGAAUGCUUGGAAGCCGUUUCAGGAGCAACAUUUGGCACAGGUUUCGCCGCUAUCAAACUAACAGCUCUGGGUCGUCCACAACUACUGCUUCAACUAUCCGAGGUUAUUAUGCAGACACGUAAAUACAUGGAAGAGCUGGUUGGUGGCCAUGGAAACGUUUUAACACAUCACAAGACAAUUAAGGAUUUAGAAAAGUAUUACAGUAAUAUGGGUGAUAACAAAGACGUUAAGGAGUUCCUCAAGAAUGUUACCUCAGAUAAAGAAGGGGACACUUCUUUAGAUGCACAGCCCAGCACAAACGGAAUUAUUCUGCAUUUGUUCCCGUGGUCUGGCAUCGUGAAUGAGGACUGCCAACUUAGCGAUACUUUCCGCGUGCCCGACCCAAAGACCGGUCAGAUGCGUCGAUUGAUCUCACAAAUUCCGCCCAAGGAGGAGGAAAUGUUCCGAAACAUGAUUCGACGACUGAACCACAUUGCAAAGACUGCUGCGGAGUUAGAUGUUCGCAUAAUGAUUGAUGCCGAGCAGACAUAUUUCCAGCCAGCAAUCUCCCGAAUCACCCUCGAAAUGAUGCGAAAGUACAACAAGGAUAAGGCCAUCGUCUUCAACACAUACCAAUGCUACCUGCGUGAAGCUUUCGGCGAAGUUUGUACUGACUUGGAACAAUCCAAACGACAAAACUUCUACUUCGGAGCGAAACUUGUUCGCGGUGCGUACAUGGACCAGGAGCGAGCUCGUGCUGCAGCACUAUCCUAUCCGGAUCCAAUCAACCCCACAUAUGAAGCCACCACUGACAUGUACCAUAAAACGCUUGUUGAAUGCUUGAGGAGGAUAAAGGCUUUCAAGGAUGCGGGUGAGGAUGCGAAGAAAAUUGGUAUUAUGGUUGCGUCGCACAAUGAGGACACCGUACGCUUUGCCAUUGAGAAGAUGAAGGAAAUCGGAAUUGAACCUGAAGAUAAAGUGAUUUGUUUCGGUCAAUUGCUUGGAAUGUGUGAUUAUAUCACGUUCCCAUUGGGACAAUCUGGAUACUCGGCCUACAAAUACAUCCCUUACGGUCCUGUACAAGAAGUCUUACCCUACCUAUCCCGCCGAGCUCAAGAAAACAAGGGUGUACUCAAAAAGAUCAAGAAGGAAAAGCGUCUUCUACUAGCCGAAAUCCGUCGUCGUCUGCUGCGCGGACAACUAUUCUACAAACCCAAAGGAAACUACGUUCCCAUAUAAACUAUUUAGCAUGCAAAAAACAACAAAAAACCAUUUAUUUAUAUUUUCGCGUUAAAUGCUUCGAUAAAUGAAAAAGAAGAUUUAAGCAGAGCAACGAAUCGGAAAAGACGGGACGAAAGUUGAACAUGUGACAUAUGAAGAAAUGUAGCAAAGAACAAAAUAGCAAAUGUCUUAGUGCGUUUCAAGAAAAGGGCCUGCGUAAUAAUGUUAAAAAUUUACUUUAUUAGUUUGUUAGAUUUCCGGAAGAAAACAUCUGGAGCGAAAUCAUAGAAAACAAAGCAAACAAAAGUGUUUCGGGAGCAAAAGUACAUGGGGAAAAGACAAAACCUCAUUUUGGCCUCAGUUAAAUUAUUUGAUACGUAUACGUAGCUAGUUUUCCCUCCGAAAAGAAAAUGUUAAUUAUGGAUAAAAAGCAGGAAAAUCGAUCGACCUGAUAUUAUUGGAUGCAAUAUUUAGGACCGCAUGCUGUUGUGCAUCGUUUGCAAUGGACAUUCAUAUUCGAAUGAAUCUUUUCUUUUUGUUUUUAAUUUUAUGAUAUUUAUAAUUUCUAAUGUGAUCAUUUUUAAAACGGAAACAAUAAAGCUCUAAUGCAUGCAAUUCUGAUUCUGAUAUUACUUUGUCAUGUAGAAUUUACAAGAAGGAAAGAUAGAAAGAUACACGGAGGCCCGGGGGCGAUUUAGUUGAGAAACCUGGAAGGGGAUGGUAGUACUCAAUUAUAGAAAUAAAAAAAAAACAAUACAUUGUAUUCGUGUACCUCUCUCUUACAAACUCCUUACUACUACUAAUAGAACAAUGAUUGUAAAGAGUUUUUGCUCUAAUUGUUUAAACGUGUUUAUAAAGAUAAUUAAAAGACGAUGGGAAAAUAUCGAUAAUUCUAAAUGUAAGCAGGUCUGAUUAUAUUAAAUAUAUACAAAACUAUAUGGUUACAGAUACAAAAAAAUGAGAAACGAAAUUGUUCCGUCAUAACUAAAUACUGUGAAAAAAAAAAUGAUAUUAACUGUGAAUCUCCCUUAUUUCUUUUAAGCUCUCAUGCCGGAGGUGGUGAUAAUUAGAUACAUUCGUUUUGAUGUUUUGUUAUAGAUUCUUAAAAUAAUUUUCAUUAUAUUUACUGCCAAAUAUUCAAAUCUUUUCAAUAAAUCGCCUCAAAAUGUAUAGAUAAAAGAUAGAACGAGGAAAUUUUGAGCUCCUUUCAGCAGUGUCUGAAUUUUCCGUGCUGCAAAAAUAGAAUGUGAAAUUUAUUUUUAUUUUAUUUUAAUAUCAAUUAAGUUUCGUUAUUUUGUCCACUACGUCAUAUAGUUUAGACCCUUAAUUGUUCCUAUAAUUUACGUUCGCUACUGAAGCGAUGCGAUAUCAUUUCAUCGUUCAGGUGUUUGUCGUUGUUAAAAACAAGAUAAAGGGCCGCGUCCGACAAGUAUUUAGUAACCAUAACCAUGGGAGUACUGCAAAAUGCUACAUCAAUAUAGACUGUGUUAUUUUUUAGCCAUAAUAGACAUAUGUAGGUAGGCAAACAGACACAACAGAUACGAACGAUUUGGAGUUUUCAAAUUUAAAUUGAAGAAUAUAAAUUGAAACUACAAAACAAUAAAAUGGAAUUCAAUACUUGACUAUGAAAUCGUGUUUUCAUUAUUUUCUUUAUUAUUUUUUAUUAUAUUUAAAAAAAA